GAGAGAGAAGAAGAACAUAUUACCAAGAACAAACUAAGAUGGAGGAGGAGUCGGCAACAUAUACAAGAGAGGGCAAGGAGGCGGCGAAGGAGAAGACUAGCAGUGUUGCUGAUACUGUAGCCAAGAAAGCUAGAGAGUGUAAGGAUUUGGCACUGGGAAAGGCGAUUAAAGAUUAUGUAGCAGAGAAAGUGAGAGAAGCGAAUGACUCGGCAUUGGAGAAAGAUGGAGAGUACAAAGAUUAUGCAGCAGCCGAGAAGGCGAAGGAGAUGAAGGCAGUGACAAUGGAGAAGGCAAGAGAGGGAAAAGACAGUGUUGUUAGGAAGAUUUCAGAGUUGAAGGAGUUGGCGGUUGACGCGACGAAAAGGGCCAUGGACUUGUUGAGUGUGAAGAGCAAGGAAGAGGCAAUGCGUUUGGAGGAGCGCAGACUUGAGGAAAAGGAGUGGCGACAGGAGAGGGGCGCAAAAUAUAUGACACAUAGUCCUGAUUUUAAAAUAGUGGAGUUGGAGAAUCCCACCAGAACAGGCCUGGUAGGCUAUGAUGUUGUUAAUCUCAAUCAUGAUCGUUCGUUAUGUUGA
Messenger RNA from Camellia sinensis, 575 nucleotides. NCBI's taxonomy places the organism in Eukaryota, Viridiplantae, Streptophyta, Magnoliopsida, Ericales, Theaceae. The record is from RefSeq and is a predicted model, not a curated record.